Trichomonas vaginalis G3 is the source of this 342-nucleotide messenger RNA. RefSeq lists its product as uncharacterized. The transcript has a single exon. The coding region runs from base 1 to 342 and encodes 113 amino acids. The record is from RefSeq and is a predicted model, not a curated record. Lineage: Eukaryota; Parabasalia; Trichomonadida; Trichomonadidae.
AUGUCAGUUCUUCACCUUCUUUUUGGAACGACAUGGGGCAUUUUGUUCCAACUAUGCCUACUCUCUCUUUGCAUUGUAGCCGGAGUGAUGCUUUAUUAUGCCAUCUGUCAUUUUGAAAGAGGUAAUGAAAAUUAUGUCAUAGAAAACAAUACAGUUCAAGUUGACCCUGUUCCAGUGUACGCAUAUAAGCCAGCUUUGUGCACCCCUCGCCAAGGAGAAAACUAUGGCAGAGAUGUUUUGCUUGUCUACCCACAGAACAGCCAUCAGCUUUAUUCUGUCUACACUCACGAGGGUUCGCAAAACAAACAACAAACAAAUCACGAAAAUCAAGUUCAAGUUUAA